UGGCCUGGGGCUCCCCACAGCCAGCAGCAUGUCCAGGACUUCUCCUGCAACCCAGAGCUGCACAGUGCUCUCAAUAGUGGGUGCCAAGGGGGAACACCGUGUGCCCCAAAUCCCUGCUGUCCCUCUGAGCUGUGACAACCCGUGGGCCCCCAGGUCCCCCUCGGAUGUCCCGGGUAUCCCCCAUGUCCCCCCUGUCAGGGUUAUCGGGGCGGCCCAGGCUGUGCCACACCCCAACUCCGCACCCUAAUCGGGGCUGCGCAGGCAGGGCCUUGGCUUGGACCUGGAGGCACCGGGAGCGUGCAAGGACGUGGAGGAGUGUGCAGGAGUGUGAGCAGCACAGCAAGGACACUCGGGAGCACACCAGGGUGUGCAAGUGUGAGGAAGGGCAUGGAGAAGGGUGGCAGAGUGUGUACCUGUGAGCCAGGACAUGCAGGGACUUGUCACAGCAUCCACAUGCGAACGAGGACAUACAGAAGUGUGACAGAGUGCGCCUGUGAGCAAGGACACACAGGGACACGCCAGAGCGUGCACAGGUGAACAAGGACAAGUAGAAACGUGCCAGAGUUUGUAUGCCUGAGCAAGGACAUGCAGGAACACACCAGAGUGUGCAUGGGACACACACGACAGGCACUCGCGUGGGUGCAGGGCCAUGCAGGAUACCUCAGUUCUGACUGUGACCCCAAAAACACAGCAACGGGGCCAUGCCUGCGAGCAUCCAAGGAGGAGAAAGAGGAGGAGGAGGAGGAAGAAGAAGAGGAGGAGGAGGAGGAGAUGACGCCGAAGGGAGCCACAGCAGGCCCAUGGGAGCAUUCCGAGCGCGGGCGCUCACCCACCCUUUAAAUCUCCCUCCGCCACUCCGGCACCUUCUGAGCAUCCCUCCCUGCCACAGCCACGCCACCACCAGCACCCGCCACCUGGGAAUUGUCAUUCCUGCCGCUCAGCGUGCGGAAAGCUGGGAACGCCAGCAUGCCGGCCUCGCCGCCAGCAUCCUGCGGCCGUGGCCCGGGCAGCGUUGCCUUCCCCGGCCAGCGGCUCGCCUCGGUGAAUCAGCACUUCCCGGUGAGGGGCUGGCACCGUGCCACCACCUCAGUCCCCCCGCCAGGCAUAGGGAAUGUCCCCCCACACCCCAAGAGUGGCCGGGGCAGUGGUUGGCACAUAGCACCUACGGCACCCUCAAACCCGUUCCCUGGCUCAUCCCUCACAGCCACAGCAUGCUGCCAGCAAGCCCAUUUCCAGUGCACAGAAACUCAUCAGAAUCCCCCAAAACACCCCAAAAUUCUGCCCCAUCACUGCCACCCAGAGCCUGGCGUGUCCCCAUUGCUCCACUUUACCAGAACACUUGGAUUUGGCAUCUCCCCCACAUCCACAAGCAGCCAUGCUCUGCUUGGGAAGGGGCAGGAGCCGGGGGGCAUCCCCCAGCCCCCCAACAGUCUCCUGCUUGCCAGGCGCAGGGCCAGGGCCGGGAGCAGAUGGUUCCUCUCGGCACGGCCGCGCGGCACAGCACGGGGCAGUUGGGCAUGGAAAGGCACGGCACAGCUCCUCCGGCAGCGAUGCCCUGCCCCGGCCAGGGCUCCCCAGCCACACUCCCACCCGCCAGGAGAAUUUGGGCUUCCCCAGGGCCACAUGCCGGCCGUGCCCGGACUGUCCCAUGUCACCCAAGCCGGUGACACGCACACGUGCUGACACUCCACAGACAUUUUUGGCUAUAAAUAGGCCUCCCCUGCGCACGGCUCUAGCUGAACCCCACUCCCUUCUAAAAAGCUGCCCCCCCAUACCCCAAAAUCACCAGACAGUGCCCCAAAACCACAUGAUAGCUAUAAAAUACUCCAUGGGGGGCCGUGCUGGCACCCAGCAGGGUUUUCUGAGUCUCCUGUGCUUGCCACCGUCUUCCAGGGCACCCCAAUCCCCUGGUUUGGGAGCUGGAGAUUUAUAAAGGGAAAAGCUGGGAAAUCAGGCCUGGGGGACCCCUAGGUUAUUGGGGUGAGGGUAAGAAUUCCCCCAGCCCGACACCCACCCAUGAGAAUCCUCUUGGCACCGGGACAAGGGGGACCAAGGGCACGGCGCCCCAAAAACCCUUCCCAGUAACCCUCCAGUUUGCCCAGUUGCUAAAAACUGGGGGACAAAUUGGGUUGGGUGAUGUGUCCCUCCAAGACUCUCAGGAUUCGGCUUUUCCACCGCGUCCCAACAGUGCUGGGAACACCAAGGACUAGUGUGGGGAUCCCUCCAGGGGUUGGCACCCCAGGAAAGUGUCCCCAGGGUGUCCCCACACUGUCCCCGGGCUGUCCACAGGGUGUCCCUAGAAAGUCACCGCCACUCGCCCGCCCCGUCCUUCCCGACAGCAGCCCCGAGGGACACGGGGUGACAGCAGACCCCCCGCCGCCGGCGAAAAGGGGGUUCAGGCUCCCCGGAGGGCUCUUCACCCUCGCCACCAAACUUUCCUCCGUGCCCACCGUCCCCCCACGGUACCGCGCCCGG
Vidua macroura (Pin-tailed whydah) is the source of this 2475-nucleotide messenger RNA. RefSeq names its product translation initiation factor IF-2-like. The transcript is spliced from 2 exons. The record is from RefSeq and is a predicted model, not a curated record. Bases 702 to 1667 code for a protein of 321 amino acids. NCBI's taxonomy places the organism in Eukaryota, Metazoa, Chordata, Aves, Passeriformes, Viduidae.